AUGUCGGGCCGAACCAGUCGCUACCGAUCUUCCACGUCCGCGUCGACCGCCUUGACCACGUCUAAAGCUACCGAAGUCCUCCAGCGACUCCUCGACAACGUAAAUGCUUGCCUCUCUUUCACAACAGGCAAUGGGUAUCCAGACCCCGAGCAACUAUCAAAGCAUAUCCGCCAGAUCCAACAGCACCUCUCCGCGACAACCCCUCCGAGCGCUGUUCAAGACGACUUCAGACAUCUACGCGGCUUCCACCUCUUGUUUGAUGUGCUGCGGUCUUUCUCGGGCUUCUACAACCCCCAGAAACGAAGUGAGAGCGAGAAGAAGAGCUUUUUUGACAUCCUCGAUGCCAUACUCAGCGCCCUUUCCGCUGCGUUUGGCAGCCACCCAGGCAAUCGACGAUACUUUCGCACAAGGGUCGAAGGUGGUGGGUGGGAUGCCCUGGAGCAGAUUAUUGCGAGCAUCGGACUUGGUGGUAGCGAUUCGGACCUCUGGUCGAGCUGCCAGCUGUUUGGGAAGCUUCUGGCCUUUUCUCUCGACGAUGUUGCGCUGGACCGGCUAUGCUGCGAUGUCGCAUCCGCAGGCAUUGAAACUCGACGGUCUGAGACUGCUGCGUCUGGUCCCGAGGAAGGCGAUUUGAAGAGCCACCAUGACGCCGGAUCCGAGGAUCCUAUCGUCGCGAUCGAGAAUGCUAUCGAAAACACCGUGGGCCCCAAGUCGACACUGCACAACCCUGAAGUUGUUCGGACGAUCGUAGAUUUCUGGGAGUCGGUUCCAAGAGAUCAGAAGCUUGCCGAGAACUUGGCAUCUUUGAUGGUACUCAAGGUUCUGGCUGCGAUCGUGGCCGUCUCAAACAUUAAUCUGAGUCUAGUACACGAGACUGGCGUCUUAUCUCGGUUUCUCAGGCUGGCCUUUGAUGCAAACUCGGCACUCAAUGAUGCGGAGAGAGGUAUCAUGCUCGAUUUAUGUCGGAAACUCAUGCCUUUCGGCAUGAAUCGACUUAUGGACGCUCAACUGCUCCUCCUCAAUCCCUCUAUCAGCUCCGCCGACUUCUGUUUGGAUAUGAUGCAUAAACACAGCAGUCCCCCUUUUAUACAAUUCGACCUCUCAUUGCAUGGUCAUUCCUCCAUCGAGUUGCCCAGCCUAGGCCGGCCAUUUCCCCAUCAAUCCUCUGCUGGGUACACCUUCACAGCUUGGGUCCGAGUGGAUCAGUUCGAUCCCAAGUCACAUACAACCAUUUUUGGGGUCUUCGAUUCGACCCAAACUUGUUUCCUUCUCGCAUACCUCGAAAAAGAUACCCGCAAUUUCAUCUUGCAAACUUCAGUCACAUCUUCACGUCCCAGUGUGAGGUUCAGAACAUUCACUUUCAAGGAGAACAAAUGGUAUCAUAUUGCAGUGGUACAUCGGCGGCCCAAGACUAUGACAGCUAGUAAGGCUUCCUUGUACAUAGAUGGGGAGUUCGUCGAACAGUUACGAGCGUCGUAUCCAAACCUGCCACCUGUGUCGAAUGCCAGCACGGAGAGUUUUGCGUCAUUCACAUCGAACAGCAACAAAACACUGCCUGUCCAAGCGUUCUUGGGGACACCGCGAGAGCUAUCCGCCCAUAGCGGCGCCGGAAUGAUCAACUCGAAAUGGUCUCUAGCCACAGCCCAUCUCUUUGAUGAUGUACUAAGCGAAGACUUCCUCGCGGUACCGAGCCGGCUUGGUGUACAUUAUCAGGGAAACUUUCAAGACUGUCUGGGUGGAUUUCAGACUUACACUGCAUCGGCUGCCCUUGGGCUCCGCAACGAUCUCGUCGAUGCUAGCAGAGAUGAUUCUGAUAUUAUGAAAGUCGUUCGGGAUAAGGCGAGUCACCUUGUUCCUGAGCAACAUGUCAUUCUUAGCAUGAUGCCAUCUGCAGUUUUUCUGGAGAGGGAGCAUUUCGGCAAUUCGCAGCUGUUUCGAUCUCUGUCUCGCGGGCCCGCCAAUACCCUCGUGCAGAUGGUCUUGAAGAAUGGCACGGGUAUAGCUAUCAAUACAGCACUGCCUUCCAUCAAUGAUGCACUGCUCCGCUCCAAUGGCGUGGCUGUACUGGCCGGGGACCCCAUCGUUGCCGCACCUCAGUUCUUCGAUGACGCCCUGUGGCGGCUUGCUGGGUUUACCUCGCUGGCCCUCAAGCUAGUAGAGCGGGCUUCGUCAGCUGAUGCACUUGUUCGUGCCGUCGAGAUGGUUUUCAAAUGCACCAAUUCGAGCUGGCGGAAUAGCGAGGCCAUGGAGAAAGACGGCGGGUAUGCGAUAUUGGGACUGCUUCUCAGAACCAAGCUUGGCUUCGCCGGGUCUACGAGCGAGAAUGUGACCGCGAAACUUGUCCUUCAAAGCACGGAGAGGGACAAGCUAUGCUUCCAACUGCUGAGUCUCGUGCUAGGGUUCAUCGGAUACAACCAUCGGGAACCCCUUGAAUCUGUCAUCAUCAAUCCUCUGGCAUAUCGAAUUCUCCUGCUAGAUUUUGAUGGUUGGAGAAGAUGUGUACCCAUCAUCCAGGAGCUAUACUAUAAACAGUUCGUGGCAUUUGCGGUCAUGAGCAAGUAUCACCAGUACAACAACCGGAGGUUGCUCCGAAUGCGAAUCGUGAAGAGGCUUCUUGAUGCCCUGAAGGCUGAGCCACUGCCUGAAAACGUGCUGCCUUUUUUCAUGGAAGCCAUCGAAAACCUGGUAAAAUGCAGCUAUAAUACUGAAGUUCACCGAGCUCUCGCCUUGUUUAUUACUUACACUUUUCACUCUCCGCUGAGGUCAUACCCCCGUACACCCAGACCGGCUUCCCUUAUCGAUCGCUCGAAUACGACUGCUUCAUCGCGGCGACCUACGAUCGAAACGAACGGGACGGGCGAGAACGCUGUACGAGCUCUCACCAAGAGGGAGAUCGGCAUACGUAUCUUGGAUAUGUACAGUCAACUGCUGUGUGAAAAGGGGAACUUGGCAAUCAUCCGCAAAUUCGCCAAAACAGUAACAAACAAGGUACUUGACUCAAGGCCAUUACAAUCCGAGUCCAAGCUGAUGAUGGCCCAGUGGCUGCUGUAUCUUCUCACCGAGAGGGACCCAGAGAUUGUAGUUUACGGCUGCAAGAUACUUGCUCGGUUGCUUGUCUCCCAUGGCCCUGUCUAUGUAAGCAAGUUCUCCGGUAAGACCGGAGGAUUCUGUAUCAUGGCACACCGUCUCAGGCGAUGGUGGGAUGUCCCUACUAUAUGGCCUAUAUGUUUCAGCAUUCUCUUCGGUUACGAUGUGGCAGAAAUUGAUUUCGAAAAAAAUCUCGAUUUCUUCAGCCUGUUGGAGACGUUUGGAAAGUGUAAGGUUGCCAACCCCGAUGCUCUCUCGGUCAUCACGUCCAUGAUUCAGCAUGGUCUCAAGGACAUCUUGAAGAACCAGGAAGAUCCAGACUCUCCCCGAGCUGACCAGGAACCCCCGAGGCCCUUGACAGCUGACCCCGAGUCAUCGAGUACGAGAUCUCGGGCAAGGUCCAUGUCUCUUCAGAAGGAGCUGGAAUCGCGGCAAUCGCCCCAGACGGGCUCUGAUCGUAACACAGGCAAUGCGACCAUCCUGCAAGCUGCGAUCCGAUUUCUUGCAGACUUACACGCCCGCUCUUCCGAUUUCAGAGAUUUUGCGUUGUCCUCAGACUACGUAAGACUGCUUCUCUCUGCUCUUUACCCUGCUCUCGUUAGCACGGAUCCAGUCAAUCCUGAGACGGAACUGAACUCCAGAGAUUCUGCUCUCACCUUUGAAGGUGGUGACGUUAUACUUCGCCCUGUCGGGACAUCUACCGCUGCUCCGGUAAUUCGAACCUCAAGCACUACUGACACAUCGCUUCCGUCUUCUGGGGGCACGCACCGAGGAACCCCAUUGCGCAAAGCAUCGUCAUUCAUACUUCUGACUUCGCAGAAGUCGCCACAACCUAGCCCUUCUCGCCUGGCUCAUGUGAUGUCCCCGAAGACAAAAGUCACGACCCUCAACAUCGGUCAUGGUUUGAUUGAGGGUAUUGUGGAGCUUGUUGUUAACGUCUUCAUGGAUCAGCUCCUGGCACGAAAGGAAUUCCCAGGUUUUGGCCUCUUCCUCAAAGUCCCACCUGGAUUCCAAGAACACCAGGCGUAUUUUGAGUCAUAUGUUCUGAAGAGCACCAUUAUUCACAUGACGACAGCCAUCAAGUUGGAUUGGAAGGUUCUCAGCGAGCCGAGGAUUUUGACCAAUAUGUCGAGAUUUAGUCUGCACAUGGUGGAAGCUAUCUUUGAGGGCUGGUUCAUGAACGGGACCGAAUCCAUGCUAGACUUUGCCGGGCUGCUACUAGAACAUCUCCAGAAACCAGACAUCGCCAAGAUGAAGACCGUGAGACUCUGCAGCCAAGCAGUAUCCACGAUACGUGGUUCCUUUCUCAAAUUGGUACUUCUGAGACUCUCAGAGAUGGAUGAUCCCGGGACUACCGACAAGGAGGCAAACUUCUCGAUGGAAAAGAUACUGUAUUGGCAGAUGGUUGUUCUGGAGUCUCUGUCUAUCGAUGACGAGUACAUGAAGCUCUUUUGGUAUCAACUCUACAUCAAGCUUGUGGACACAAGGUCUACCGUCCGUCUCGCCGCUGUCAACAUAUGGCGCAUCAUGCUUGUCCAGAAGCCUCAGGAGUGUGCAUCACUGUUUAGGCUUCUCAUGACUUCGGAUCAAGCCCAGCUGGCAGCGGGCUUCCAGAAGCUCACUGAGCUGGACACCGACGCUUUCAUCGAGUGGGUCGAUCAGCAUCGGUCUUCGUUGGAUGCGCUGUUUCUCGGAAGUAUCUCUCGAGUCUGGGAGGAGUUUGUCGGAGCGGAGAACCACCGUACAUGCGAAACUGCUAAGUCACGGGUCGCCAAGCGGAGGGAUAUUCUCAAACGAUGGCACACGGAGAUGUACGAACGAGACAACAUCCUCCUGCGUCAUGAUAUGACGAACGCUGCAUGGAUGAAAUCCAUCUAUGCCUCCGAACACUUCAAACAUCAGCGCGCCAUGCAAGACAAGCAAGACGACUUCCUGUUCUUCUCAACCUCCUUCUCCAAGAUGGAACGAGAUUUGAGUCGACCUGGCGCUGUUCUAUACAAGCCCGGUCCUAACAAGUGGAAAGUUGAUCGAACAGAAGGACGGAACCGCAUGCGUCUUCGAUUACUUCCAGAUUCGUCACCAGCACAUGAGGAAUAUCAACCAAAGCGAAGGACAACUGACCAACAAUCGGCAUCGUCUUUGAAGCUGGACACUUCUACCCCCGCGGCGAAGGCGACGCAGUCAAUACAGAUGAGUCCCUCAGUGAUAGCACCAUAUGUUACUAAUAACGACGGCACCGCAACUAUAUCGGAUCCUCCGGAUGAUACAACUUCCGAUGCCAAAUCGCUAGAGCAGUCUGCGAUUCCCGAGGAGGACUUUGAGUUGAUUGACGACCCGAACGACCCGGCUGAUGACGGGUUUGAGGAUAAGAAUCGGAGAGUCAUGAGACGCUUGCAGCAAGGAGACGCUGUUCAACAAGUGUACAACAUCUCUCGCAUCAUCGGUCUUGAAGCCUGCGAAGGAAUCCUGCUGAUUGGGAAGAAUGCUCUCUACAUCAUGGACAACUUCUUCCAGUGUGCGGAUGGGGAGAUUGUCAACGUUUGGGAGGCACCUGGAGACGAACGAGAUCCUUUCUCCCAGAUAAUCACGGGGACGAAUUCCGGCGAGAGUCGGCAACCGUCGAGCCGCAGCACUCAGUCUUCUCGCAGCUGGAAGUGGUACGACGUCAUCAGCGUCUCGAAACGCCGAUUCUUGUUCCGCGAUGUUGCAAUUGAAAUCUUCUUUACCGACGGCCGAAGCUACUUGUUGACAGCAAAGAAUCCGGCAAUGAGAGAUGAGGUGUUUGCUAGGCUCGCGCACAAAACUCCCCAUACCGCCGGGCCAAACUCACUGCCCAACCCGGAGGAUGCCUGGCGUUUGGAAUCACUCAAGAUGUUCGAAGAAGCGCCCCAAACGUUUGGGUCCAAGUUUGGCAGCAUCUUCAACUCCUCUCCAUGGAAUCCGAUCAUGCGCCGAUGGCAGAGAGGAGAGAUCUCUAACUUCCACUACCUCAUGCUCGUCAACACAAUGGCUGGCCGAACUUUCAAUGAUCUGACACAGUAUCCUGUGUUUCCGUGGAUCCUGGCAGACUACAGCAGUGAUGAGUUGAACCUAGACGACCCUGCAACGUUCCGUGAUCUGUCAAAGCCUAUGGGUGCGCAGACUGCCCGACGACAGGCCGACUAUCAGUCCAGGUACACGAGUCUUGCUGAGAUAGGCGAAACUCCAUUCCACUAUGGUACUCACUACUCCUCAGCCAUGAUCGUUUCAUCAUAUUUGAUUCGCCUGCCCCCUUUCGUGCAGUCCUAUAUCCUCUUGCAAGGUGGCAAUUUCGACCACGCUGACCGACUUUUCUUUUCGAUCGAAGGGUCAUGGAAGUCGGCCUCCCAAGAUAACGGGUCUGAUGUUCGAGAGUUGAUACCCGAGUUCUUUUGCCUUCCGGAGUUUCUGACAAAUGUCAACGGUUACAACUUCGGUGAUCGGCAGGGAUCUGGUGGCCGAGUCAAUAACGUCGAGUUGCCUCCGUGGGCAAAAGGUGAUCCCAAGAUAUUCAUCGCCAAACACCGUGAAGCCCUCGAGUCUCCUUUCGUAAGCCAGAACCUCCACGCCUGGAUAGACCUGGUCUUCGGUUUUAAGCAACGUGGCGAGACGGCUGUGGAGAAUCUGAAUGUGUUCCACUAUCUCUCCUACUAUGGCGCCAAAGAUCUCGACAACAUCACAGACGCGGAUGAGAGGCAAGCCACCACUAGCAUCAUCCACAACUUUGGCCAGACACCGCAUCAGGUCUUUACCAAGGCUCACCCAGCUCGCGAGAACGCCUCGUUCCCCGCGAAGAGACUGGAUACUUCUAGCUAUGCGCUCGCCAGGAUUCCACAUCCACUUCUCGAGAGUCGAGAGCGAGUGGCUUCGCUGCUGUACUCGCCCAAGCUAGACCGUCUUCUUUGCUCGUCCCCAUUCCGGCUCAAUCUGCCACCCUUCUUUGACAAAUAUCUGGAGUGGGGCUACGCGGACAACAGUGUUCGGUUCUACUUCACAGAGAACAGGAAGAGUGCCGGCGUCAACGAGAACUUGCACAUUGGCCAGAUCUCCUGCAUCCUUGUUGCAGACUCAAAAACUCUGAUCACGGCGGGCGAAGAUUGCGUGGUAUCGGUCUUCAGCAUCCAAAGCGCAUCUGGGAAACCCGUGGAGCUUAUGCACCGGUCGUCACUUUUUGGGCACAAGACUCCGGUCACGACCAUUGCCGUGUCCAAGGCAUUCAGCACCCUCGUGACCAUCUCUGGCGAUGGCCACGCCUUCCUCUGGGAUCUCAACCGCCUCGAGUUUAUUCGGAAGCUGCCAAGCACCCGGCCUGUCGAGUGUGCUCUCAUCAACGAUGUGUCUGGCGAGAUCAUGCUCUGCUCGGGCACAAACGUGGCAUUGUACACGCUCAACGGGGAGCUGAUUCUCGACCAAAACGUGUGUGCCGAGCACGACGACUUCGUGCACUCGUGUGCGUCCUACGAGGGGUCGGGCAACGAGUGGCUGGAGAGCUAUUUGGUUUUUACUGGACACAGGAGGGGACGGGUCAACAUAUGGAGGAGGACGGUCAAGAACGGACGGUGGGUGCUGGAGCUGGUCAGAAGGCUUGAUCAUAUCGAUGCCCGCAGCGAGACGGGCACGAAUACCGAGGCGGCCAUCACGUGCAUCACGCCCAUGCCGCAGCUUGUAUAUACGGGGGAUGAUGAUGGAAGAGUGUACGAAUGGAAUUUGAUCCAGCGGGAGCGGUAG
This is a messenger RNA of Anthostomella pinea, 7833 nucleotides long. NCBI's taxonomy places the organism in Eukaryota, Fungi, Ascomycota, Sordariomycetes, Xylariales, Xylariaceae. The record is from the annotation of a GenBank genome assembly.